Nematolebias whitei (Rio pearlfish) is the source of this 714-nucleotide messenger RNA. RefSeq names its product C1q and TNF related 6a (gene c1qtnf6a). NCBI's taxonomy places the organism in Eukaryota, Metazoa, Chordata, Actinopteri, Cyprinodontiformes, Rivulidae. Bases 1 to 714 code for a protein of 237 amino acids. Gene Ontology annotation, molecular function: protein binding. The transcript has 2 exons. The record is from RefSeq and is a predicted model, not a curated record.
AUGUUGGGAGUCCUCCUUGUCCUCCUGUCCCUCUCCUCUGUGGUCUGGGCGCCCCCUCCCAGUGUUCCUCCUGACCCCUGCAGACAAUGCUGUGACCACCAGGGGGCAGCAGAGAGCAGCAGAGGCCCAGAGAUCCGCACCUACAUCAACAUGACCAUUUUGAAAGGGGACAAAGGAGAUCGUGGAGACCGAGGGACUCCAGGUAAAACUGGACAGGAAGGCCCCCCAGGGUUCCAGGGCCCCGAGGGGUCAAAGGGCAGCAAGGGUCAGGCAGGUCCCUCAGGAGACCCCUGCAAAGUCCAGCACGCUGCCUUCUCAGUGGCCCGCCGUAAAUCCCUCCACAGCAGCGACGCCCACCAGGCGCUGAUCUUCGACACGGUCUUUGUGAACCUGGACGAGCACUUCGACAUGUUCCAGGGCAAGUUCCUCUGCCGGAUCCCGGGGGUCUACUUCUUCAACGUCAACAUCCACACGUGGAACUUCAAGGAGACGUACGUUCACAUCAUGCAGAACGAGACGGAGCGGGCCAUCGUUUACGCGCAGCCCAGCGACCGCUCCAUCAUGCAGAGCCAGAGCCUGAUGUUGGCGCUGCAGCUGGAGGACCAGGUGUGGGUCCGCCUCUACAAGAGGGAGCGGGAGAACGCCAUCUACAGCGACGACGUUGACGUCUACAUUACGUUCAACGGAUACCUCAUCAAACCCACGGAGGAAUGA